Messenger RNA from Chlamydomonas reinhardtii, 2669 nucleotides. RefSeq lists its product as uncharacterized. The transcript is spliced from 10 exons. The record is from RefSeq and is a predicted model, not a curated record. NCBI's taxonomy places the organism in Eukaryota, Viridiplantae, Chlorophyta, Chlorophyceae, Chlamydomonadales, Chlamydomonadaceae. Gene Ontology annotation, biological process: protein phosphorylation. Gene Ontology annotation, molecular function: protein kinase activity; protein binding; ATP binding. The coding region runs from base 94 to 2325 and encodes 743 amino acids.
GCCCUUACUGCAGCGACAUAGUGCCCUGGCCAGCACACAGUGCCGGUCUGCUGGCUCACAGGCCUGCUAACAUUCACAGACUCAAACCCGAGGAUGAGCGGAGUGCCCAGGCCGCAUCGGCCGUUCGGCGGAGCGGUGUGCGCAGCGACCGGGCUCGCGCCGGCGCCGCGCGCUGCGCCCUUGCCGCGGCUGCCGGCCGUGCGCGUGGCAGCGGGAAAGGGGAAGAAGAACAAGCAGCAGCAGCGGAAGGGACGGGGCAGUCAAUCGGUGGCCGACCUGGGCGAUGUCGUGCAGCGGGCCCGCCUGGCAGACGUGCUGCAGGGCGGAGGGCUGCAGGGUCUCGGAGGCGCGCUGGGGCUGACACCCUUGCCACCUUUCGGUCUGCCCUUCGGCGGCGGCCUGUUCGGAGGAAUGGGCGGGCUUGAAAGGGGGCUGGGUCUUGAGUUGUCCUUGGAGGAGGUGUUCAGGCGAAACAUGGCGGCGCGGAUCAGCCCACUGCACCUGGCCGCGAGGUUAGGGGACGCAGAGGUGCUGGAGCGGACGCUGCGCAAGCUGCGGCACCUACCGGCAGGGCCUGAGGACGGCAACAUGGGCGACGACGGCGAGGAGGGGCCAGGGGAUGAAGAUGACGAGGCGUUUGCCGUCUUGCAGCAGUUUGCGCACCCAGACGCGCCCGACUUUGAGGGCGAGACGCCGCUCCACUACGCCUGCCACUACGCCUACACGAUGCAGCUGCAGCACAAGCAGGGCGGCGGGCGCAAGGCCGCGGGGGCCAACACGCGCCGCGUGAUGGAGCUGCUGCUGAGCACCGGCGCGCACGCGGACGCCUACACGCAUGACGGCCAAACGCCCAGCAUGCUUGUGGUUGCACAUGUGGAGGGCGGCGACGCAGUACCCGACCUGGCUCUGCUCCAGCGCUACGGCGCCGACCUGCACGUGCUGGACGAGCAGGGCCGGUCGCUGCUGAUGCGGGCGGCGGCGGCCGGCAAUGUGGAGGCAGCCAGGUGGCUGCUGGAGCAGGGGCUGGAUGCGGGUGUGGUGGACAUGCAGGGCAUGCGCGCGGCACAGUACGCGCACACACAGGCGCUGCGCAAAGAGCUGCAAGCAGCAGCCUCCGCUGGUGCCGGUGCGUGCACCAGCCGCGGUGGCGGCAUCAGCAGUAGCAGCGUGCCGCCUCCACCAGCUGUGCUGCCGGCACGGAAGCAGCUGGUGCUGCCGCCGGGCUGUACGGAGCUGGACCCCCGGGGGCUCGUGUGGGGGCGGCUGCUCGGCAGCGGCGCGUUUGCGGCGGUGCACGCGGGGACCUACCACGGGCAGCCGGUCGCCAUCAAGCUAGCCAACCUCCACACCGACAAAGCGCAGCACACCUUUGAGGCCCAGCAGCAGGAGCUGUCGGCACUUGCGCACCUGGCAGCGGCAGCAGCAGCCGCUCACCACAGCCCUGACGGCGCAGCAGCUGGUGGCGGCAGCGGAGCGGCUUGUGGUGGUGGUGGCGGCGUGGGCUCGCACCCGCACCUUGUGGAGUUCAAGGGGCUGGUUUCACGCCGUGACGGGGCGCAGGCACUGGUGCUGGGCAGGUGCAGAGCGGCGCUGUCGUACGAGGUGAUGGCGAAGCUGUCCGCGGAGGACCGCUACCGCAUCGCCCUGCAGACAGCCAAGGGCUUGGCGUUCAUGCAUGCUUGCGGAGUUGUACACAAAGACUUCAAGAUGGACAACGUGCUGCUGGACGCUGAGGGCAAUGCCAGGAUCUGCGACCUGGGCAUUAGCGCUAUCAUCUCGCCAUCUGCCGCGGCCGGUGCGGUGGCGGACGCCGAGUUGCCGCGCGAAGACAGCUUCACCGGCAACAUCGCCUGGUCUGCCCCGGAGCGCUUGAACAGAAAGCCGUACAGCGGCAAGGCGGACGUAUGGAGCUGGGGCAUCCUGCUGUUUGAGCUGGCGUCGUGGAGCGAUGGCCCCGGUAGCGGUGCCUUCCAGGGACUGGACAUACAGAAGCGGGAGGCUCUGCUGCGCAACCCCACGGGCAUGGGACCGCAGCACCUGGGCCCCCUCCUGCGCUCCCGCCUGAACAGCGUGGGCACGCUGGACGCCGCCGUACACGGCCUCAUCGGGGACUGCCUGGAGUCCCAGCCCAGCCAGCGGCCCAGCAUGCAGCAGGUGUUGGAGAGGCUGGAGGGGGUGGCGGACAAGGCGCUGCAGCGGCCGGGGCCGAAGCAGGCGCCGCGCAGGAAGCCCCAGCAGGGGCAGCAACAGGGUGCAGGCGUGGAUCAGAAUGUGAGAAAAGAUGUGGAUAAGGGGAAGAAGGGCAAGAAGGGAAAGAGGUCAUGAUGACCAACUCGCGCUUGGCGUCAGUAACUCGCUUGAGGGCCGGGGCGUUGAUGCGGCUUCAGUAGUACGGUACGCAACGCUGGAAUCAUGGCUGAAAUUGGUUGCACGGGAAGUGUGGCCACAACGUGCGUCAGUCAUGGAUUUGCAGGGACGGCUGUGGCCGAUGAAGGCCACAUCGUCGGAUACUGGAGUCCGGGAAAGAGACGUGCGGAUGGCCGGGGUUUGUGACGGAGUGAGUUACCUCAGGAUUUGCAAGAAACACCGCAAGCGAGCAUGUGGUCAGUUGAACGAACGUGGGGGGGGGGGAGGGGGUCGGGUUCGGGGUUCUAAAGUUACGGAGAUUA